Messenger RNA from Conger conger (European conger), 5436 nucleotides. RefSeq names its product DENN domain containing 1C (gene dennd1c). The record is from RefSeq and is a predicted model, not a curated record. The transcript is spliced from 23 exons. Gene Ontology annotation, biological process: endocytic recycling; endocytosis. Lineage: Eukaryota; Metazoa; Chordata; Actinopteri; Anguilliformes; Congridae. Gene Ontology annotation, cellular component: intracellular membrane-bounded organelle; cytosol. Bases 184 to 3012 code for a protein of 942 amino acids. Gene Ontology annotation, molecular function: phosphatidylinositol phosphate binding; guanyl-nucleotide exchange factor activity.
CGCACACGCAGAUCAGGAAGUGAGACAGUGUGAGGCCGUUCAGCUGGGUAGGCCGGGUGCUGCUGCUGGGCUCCAGGGGAGCCGUCUGCAUCUGUGAUGUGACCGUCGUUCGUCCGGCUUCUGACGACGAUCGCUUCACCCCCCCCCCCCGAUCUUGCGUGGACGUGGAGCUGCGCGGCGGCCAUGGGGUCCAGGCUGAAAGAAAAUCCAGAGGGAACUUUUUAUUGGUUCUUUGAAGCCACCUGUCCUAUUGCCAACGAUAAAGAUCCAGGAGUGAUAUUCCAGUUUCCUGAAGACUUCAGUGAUGAGGAGUCCCUCCAGGCCCUGCCGCGGUUCUGCUUCCCCUAUGACAUAGAGAGGGUGAGGGAGUCAGUGGCCAUUCAGCACUUCACCUUUGUGCUCACGGACCUGGAGGGAUGCCAGCGCUUCGGCUUCUGCCGACUGACGUCCAGCUCCAGGACCUGCCUCUGCAUCCUGAGCUACCUGCCUUGGUUUGAGGUAUUCUACAAACUUCUGAACAACCUAGCUGACUGUCGGACAAAAGGCCAGACCAAUGAGAUGCGAGCGCUACUGUCCACCCUCUACAAACACCCCGUGCCGGAGGCCAACAGCCCUGUCACUCUGCAGCUGGAGGGCGAACAGCUACAGGUCAGAUUUGGGGCACAGGAGGCCCUCCACGGCCACUCAUCCCCCCCACUGGGAAAGGGAGGAUCGGGGAUCCCUUACUUCAUAGCCCCUGACCCCAGGAGUCUUCCCUCCAUCCCAGAGAGUAGGAACCUGACUGAGUUCGUGGUAGCUGUGGAUGUCAGCAACCUACUGCAGCUCUAUGCCAGCAUGUUAUUCGAGAGGAGAAUUCUCAUCAGCUCCAGCAAGCUGAGCACGUUGACAGCCUGUGUCCACGCCUGCACUGCCAUGUUGUACCCCAUGUACUGGCAACACAUAUUCAUCCCAGUGCUCCCCCUUCAUCUGCUGGACUACUGCUGCGCCCCCAUGCCCUACAUCAUUGGUGUCCACUCCAGUCUUAUGGAGAGAGUGAGGAGCAGAGCCUUGGAGGAUGUGGUCGUAUUAAACGUGGACACGAACACCAUGGAGUCCCCAUUUGAGGAUCUGAAAAGGAUUCCUUCAGAUGUGCUGUCGCUGCUGAAGGUUCGGCUGAAGAAGCAGUCCGCAGCCCCAGGCGCGGGUGUGGCCCGGGCCUUCCUGAAGACGCAGGCCCUGCUUUUCGGGGGGUACAAAGACGCACUGCUGUGCCCCUCGGAUGGGGCUCCGGUGAGGUUUUGCGAGGAAUCGUUUGUGAACCACAAGUCCCACAGCGUGAGGCAGUUUCUGGAGAGCGCGGUGCACCUGCAGUUCUUCAAGCAGUUUAUUGACGGACGCCUAGAGCUUAUGAACAGAGGGAUUGAGCCUGUGGAUCUGUUUGAGGAGGAAAUUCUUCAGUCUGGGGAGUCUCCAGGUGGCAGACGAUCCUACCAGCAGCUUGUAGGGAACCUGAAGAAAGGGGGCGGAGCUCUGAUUCUCACAGUCAAGUCUAAGGCCAGCAUGUGCAAAUCUGCUAAAGUUCAUGCCAAAUCCAGCUUGAAGAAUUUCCUGUCUUCCAAGGAGGAGAACGAGGUGGCCAUGCUGUACAGAGGGGGGUCUCUGCGGUCUGAUGCCCCAGGAACGUAUAUGCACCGCCGCGUUCAGUCCGACUGUCUGCAGAGCCGUCUGCCAAUCACACAGCACUUUGGGAUGUCUCGGCCACGUCGCCCAGCUCGCAGGUACAACCGGCAGCCUGAGGAGAGAGCAACAGAGAAGAACAGCACCUGGAGCCCAGACUGGGAGGACGAGCCUUUGGAAGAGGACCCAGGCAGUGCAGACAGUGUGCAGGUAGAUGAGGCUGAUGGAGACCUGCUGACGGAUCCAGAGGAGAUGGACCUGCUGGGGGAGAUCUUCGACACGCUCAGCUGCCGAAGCGUACACGAACGCGGGUACCUGUACGGGACCCGCAGCCUGGACCUGUUCGGCCCCGACUCUGCCGACUACAUCACCCGGAAGGAGAUGGUCGCUCCGAGCCAGGAGAGCCUGAGCGCCUCCUUUGGGAGGAGCGGAAGUCUCUUGAGCUGGGGCCAGGAGGACGGGCCCGAGGAGGAGGAGGGGCCAGAUGCACAGGGGGAGGAGCCUGUCAGGCAGAAAGAGGAGGAGCAGGAGGAGGAGGGGCCAGAUGCACAGGGGGAGGAGCCUGUCAGGCAGAAAGAGGAGGAGCAGGAGGAGAAGGAGGAUCAGGACAAAGACCUUCAAGAAGAGAAGGGGGAAGUGAGGAACCUCCAGCAGGAGAAGACGGAGAAAGUAAAAGAGGAGCAGCUGGAGAGACAGCAGGAGGUUCAGAGCAAGGAGGUCCCGCAGGAUCACCAAGAGGGGAACCAGCCUCGCCAAACAGGAUCUCUGCCCUCUCCCACAGAACCGGAGGCAGCCCCCACCCUUAGCGCCGCCCCUGGCUCUGAGAUGGCCUCGGGAGACGUGCUAUGGGGAGCUGGGUGCAGAGUGGAGUCCGGAUGGAAGGCCCAGCACGCGGGACACGGGCAAGAGAGCGCCCCCCGGAUCAGUGCUGACAGCAGGGCCACGGAGCCCGCCACACCCUCCCCAGCUGGGAAAGCGUCAGAGCCAGGUCUCCAUCCUGGCGCGGGGCUGGGGGAAGGUACAGACGGAGAGGGGGGCAGCAGGUCCCCCAGGCCCAGAGUUCGGUCUGCCCUGGCUCUUUUUCAGGCUAGAGAAGGGGGCGGGGCCUGGAAGCCAGGCAGUACCUCCAGGGGCGGAAUCUCUCCUCCCGAAAAUUCCUCCACCCAGGCCUCCCCUCCAGACAGAAUAUCUGUCUCUGUAGCGAGCCCCCCCGGGCCAGGGGACCCCGGGACCGCCCCGCUCAUGAGGUCUUCUCCUGGUGGGACACACGCAGACCCUGACACCGCCGAAGACGGGGAGGACCGAGACCUGCCCCUUGUGAAGGUGUCUGAGCUGAAGAAGAGAUUUGAGGCUUGAAGAAGGAUUCGAGAUUUGUCUGUUAGCGCGCAAGAGAGAGAGAGAGAGAGAGAGAGAGAGAGAGAGAGAAACAGUGACCGGCCUGCUGCCCAAUACACACUGCAAGCUGUGGCAUGACCGGUUCUGUUACAGAUGCCAAUGUUCUCUGACAACGCAGUUCCUCUCCAUGGCCAACAGGUGUCACUCAUCAGACCGAGCUUCAGCCUGGAGACCAAAGAGGACUAAGUGCAGUCAAGGGGCUCUUUCCAAUGGCUUAUUUUUGCCUCCUCGUUUCCUGCCCUUGCCUCUUUCCCUCCAGUCCAGGCUGCACCCAUUUGAAGAAGACAAGGAGAGGAAGUGAGGGCAGGAAGCAAGGCACGAGGGCUCAAGAAAACAUGUAUUUAGGCAAAUGGGAUGUCCUUGCUCCUUCAAAUGUGAGUUUGAAGUCACGUCAAUUACAAACUGAUGGAGGGAGGUUAAACAACAGGUCGAUCGUGUCUACGUCAUCAAUUCCAAAAAAAAAAAAAAAAAAUGGAUGCACUGCCGUUUUCUUCCUCAAUGAUUCUCUGGGAACAUUUAACAGGUUGAAAUGUCCUUAAAGAUGAUCAAUUUCCGGGUUCAGACAAGGAAGGAGGAGACAAGGAAGGAUGAAAUACGUCAUUGGAAUAUGAGCCCCAGGCCUAGAGCUAAACUGGGACUCCUCGCAGCAAAACCAUUUUGUCUCACCGUCUGCUGGCUCAUCAAAAGGUGGCGUGACUUCAUUCACCUAACCUGUGCAACUUGUUCUUUUCAUCUCCACCUGACAGCUACCUGACAGCUUUCCUCUAUGUCAGGGGUUGGGCAAUUCCUGGAGGGCCGAUGUGUCGGCAGGUUUUUGUUUCCACCAAUUGCCCUGGCUAAAUGAACUGAUUGGCUGCAUACACCAAUACUGGUUCACUCAUAGAUUAGAUCAUAGUAAAAUGUUUUAAUGUAGGGACAUAAGAACAAUAUUCGGCUGUCAUUUUAAUGCGCUUAUCAUGAAGUGUAGCUACAAUUUGAGGUGGCAUAAUGUUAGGGCUAAUUAAGGAAUUAAAGCCAGCAUUUGGCAUGAAAACCAGAAACAGAUACGGCCCUCAUUGCCCACCUCUGCUCUAUGUCCUCGCAUCAGUUCCUGACAGGCCCUGACACAGAAAAAGAACUCACCGUGUGCCAUCACUCAUGUGAAAACACCACUGAAACUCUUUAAAAAGAAACGCACAAAGAGGGUUCCAGGCAUGACAUUUUGCAAUGUUACAAGUAAAAGCUGGUUUCUAGCAGCCAUGCCACCCUGCACCCUUCUCAUGGUUAAGUACUGAAUCUAAGCAAGCCUGGGGUGUGACCCUUUAGGGCAGCGGUGUCAAACUCCAGUCCUGGAGGGCCACAGUGACCGCUGGUUUGUGGCGUUUCAGCAAGAGAGAUUAAUUUUUUGGGUAAAGAGUCCACACACCUUGUUCUCAAGGCCUUAAUUAGCUGCUGAUCGAAAGGAAACCACAAAUACCAGCAGACACUGCGGCCCUCCAGGACUGGAGUUUGACUUUGCCCUAGGGCUGUCCAAUCGUAUCUGAAAAUGGUGCUGGUAUUUGUUUUAGCCGAGCACUACAACACCAGAUUAUAUUCUUGACUGAAGACCAUGAUUAGUCAGGUGUUGUAGUGCCGGGUUUUGUUUUAACCCAGCACUACAACACCUGACUAAUCAUGGUCUUCAGUCAAGAAUUGACCUAAUUGGAUUGACCCUUGGACCCUUGUCACUUGACCCACGGGAUAGUGAUCUGGGUACCAUGCAUUUCCUCAGAGGAGACGUUAAACCAAGGCAAUCAAAGGGCUCAUUUUGAAAUUAGUAGGGGAGCAAACUUCAGCACAGGGGUGGUCCAAUCAAAAAAGGGUCAGUGUGGGUGGAGUGUUUGUUUUUUAGUCCAUCACUACACUACCACACCUGAUUGAACCAAUUCAUGGUCUUCAACCCAGACAUAGAAAAGUACAACCAGGUGUCUUAGUGCUUAGUACUGAAGAAGCACAAAAACCUGCACCCAGAUCCAGCAUCCAGCUUCUUCAGAUAAGAUUGGAAACCCCGGAGUCAGAUGCAGAUGUCUCAUGCUGGAAAAGCCACAGCAAUGCCCAACCAAUAGGAUAGAGAGGUACUUUUAAGGUGAAAACAAAAGCCAGCAGAACCAGUAGCCCUCCAGGGCCAGGGUUGGAGACCACUGCCUUAGGCCAAUUUUAACUCUCUCUCUGUAGUAGGAUCUUGCGGAGCAUGUCACUGACACGGCACUGACACCGUUUUGACAUUCGAUGAGAAACGGACACACAUUUCCUUUUGCUUACAUGUUAUUUUAUGUCGCAUUUUUAAAUAUAUUAAAAUAAGAAGCAUGUUGUGAUUUGUUUCUCUUUUAAAAACCUGUCAGUAAAGCUGGACUUUGCCCCCGAAAA